Adineta ricciae is the source of this 1512-nucleotide messenger RNA. Lineage: Eukaryota; Metazoa; Rotifera; Eurotatoria; Adinetida; Adinetidae. The record is from the annotation of a GenBank genome assembly.
AUGAAUAAAACUACAAUUGAAUCUUGGUCUACUGAAUUAUGGACGACAUUAUUUAAAUAUUUCGAUGUUUUGGAAUUAUAUAAUCAAUUUAAUGGACUUAAUUCAAGAAUUGAUCAUAUUAUUCAAUUGACAAAUAAUCUCUGUUUAAAAGUAGAUAAAACCAAUUAUAUUCAAUAUCUCGAAAAUAUUAUGCCAUGGAUACGUUGUGAAAAUGUUCAAUCUUUAACAUUUUCGGAUGACUCGAAAAAAUAUCCUGAAACAGAAUUNUUGAAGAUUCUAAUCAACGUCCUUUGGAAAAAUACAAACAGGAAUAUCGAGGACGGAAUUAUCCGUCCAAAUAUAAUUAAAGAAACAUCUCAAAUUAAUUUCACUAAUGAUGAAUAUGAUUUGCUACAAUUAGGACCACAAUUUAUAUAUGAUAAUCCUCAAACAGCAGCUCGACGACGCACAGUUGAACUAACCACUUUAAGAAGAAAACUUGAAAAUCGUUUCUUCGAAAGAAAAGUACAUCCUGGUCGUUCAGUUGAUGAUUUUAUUAAUAAACUAGAUGGAUUACUUCAAGAUUUACAUAAUGGUGCAAAUCAUAUUCAACAUUAUCAAACUGUUAAUAAAAAUACGAAAAAUUAUCGUCGAACAUUAAAACGAUUAAAAUUUAAAAUAAAAUUAACAAAUACAGUCAUUAGAAAAACAGACAAAUCCAAAGUUUUCCAUUUGGGACAAAAAGAAGACUAUGAACAAAAAUCUACAGAAUAUAUGAACAGAACCAAAGCAUAUCAAUGCCUCGGUUCAAUUGACCCUUUACCUGAUCUUGUUCAAGGAACAAAUAAAUAUUUAUUCGAUCUUCGAUUAGCCAAAUGGAUUACUCAAAAACAGUACGAGGAAUUGUGUGUUAGAACAGAUGAAGUUGAACUAGCUCAUCUGUAUUAUCUACCAAAAACACAUAAACCUGGUACACCAUUACGUCCAAUUAUUUCAGGUCUUAAACAUCCAACAUUGAAGAUAUCCAAGUUUCUCGAUAGUUUAUUACGACCAUUAUUUGAUCAAAUGGCUUCAAUGACUACAGUUACAUCUGGCUUUGAAUUAAUUAAACAUUUACAAAAAUGGUCCACUACAAAAUUAAACAAUGAAACUCUACUAUCAACAAUCGAUGCUACAGACCUUUAUACAAUGAUUCCACAAACUGAAGGUGUAUUAACACUGAAACAAAUGUUAGAUCACCAUCAAUUGAAACAUAUCAACAAUUUAAAAGUAGAAGCAAUUAUUCGUCUAGCAAGAUUCGUUAUGCAAAAUAAUUACUUCUCAUACAACAAUCAAUUUUAUCAUCAAAUUCGAGGUGGAGCAAUGGGUUCUCCAUUAACCCUGACCAUUGCCAAUUGUUACAUGUUCUUCUUUGAACAAAAUAUUAUCAAACAAAUUACAAACAGUGGUGGUCUCUACUUCCGAUAUAUAGAUGAUAUAUUCAUCAUAAUCAAUUGGCCUUUACGACAUUUUCAAAAACAAAUCGAACGAUAG